AUGCCAAAGGGCUCUCCAAACGUAUCUACCAAAGAUGCCACCUCUUCUCUUCUGACGGCGAUCCAUGUGCUUUCGACGGAGCGCGCGGCGUUGGCUCACCUCGAGCGACUCUACCAGACCGACGGCCUUGCGCAGGAGAACCUCGUGCGCGCGGUGGAUAAGAUCGUGCGGACUAUACAGAAUGGGGGGAAGCUGGUGUUUUGUGGUGUCGGGAAGAGCGGGAAGAUUGCGAGGAAGAUCGAGGCGACGAUGAAUAGCUUGGGCAUUUUUAGUAUGUUCUUACACCCGACGGAGGCGCUGCAUGGGGAUUUGGGGGUUAUUCGUGAGAACGAUACCCUGCUGUUGAUUUCAUUCUCUGGUCGCACCAAGGAACUCCUGCUGUUCCUCCCUCAUAUCCCUCCCACGGUCCCCAUUAUCGCAAUUACUUCGCAUACGCACCCGUCAACCUGUCCGCUCGUCUCAUUCCAGUCUCCGGACAUGGCGAUAUCCCUCCCUGCUCCGAUCCACGAAGACGAAGAGUCCUCCUUUGGCCUUAGUGCCCCGACCUCGUCUACAACUGUGGCCUUAGCGCUGGGUGAUGCCCUAGCCCUGGCAACGGCGCAGCGACUGCAUAAACCCCCAGAUCGCGGCCCUGCGGAAGUCUUCAAAAGUUUCCAUCCUGGUGGUGCCAUUGGCGCGGCGACCGCGGCGAUGACUCCUAUGAGCAUGUUGUCUACGUCUCCGUUGACUUCCACGCCGUCGGAUUAUCUGCAGUCUCGCCCGUCGGAUGAUGGCUCGCAGACGCAGCAGAAGCAAGAUGUCAUUUCGAAUCGCUUCGUUCCUCUGAAUAAGAUACCCACUGUCUCUACCACUCUCGGCCAUGAGACCCGCCUCCUCGACAUCCUUUUAGCCGCCGUUCAAAACCCAGAUGCCAAAUCUUGGGUCUCUAUCUCACACUAUACGUCCUCUACUACCUCCUUUACCUCCCUCAUCACACCUCGUCACCUCCACUCCCUCACAACCACUCACAACGUGGACAUGGCUCUCUCCGCAAUCUCCGCCUCUGGCAUCUCCGUCUCCGUCCCGCAGGACCAGUUCCUCUGCGUUCCAGCUUCAAGUCCUGUCGAUGAAGUGUGCAAACUCGUCAGCCAGAGCGAUCGGGUCUCAGUGAUCGCUGGAGUCGACGAGACAAACCCGGAAGUAAUUCUGGGAGUCUUGGAGGCGGAGGAGUUGUGGAGUGAGUGUCAUUGA
This is a messenger RNA of Aspergillus glaucus CBS 516.65, 1230 nucleotides long. RefSeq lists its product as uncharacterized. NCBI's taxonomy places the organism in Eukaryota, Fungi, Ascomycota, Eurotiomycetes, Eurotiales, Aspergillaceae. Gene Ontology annotation, biological process: carbohydrate derivative metabolic process. The transcript has 3 exons. The coding region runs from base 1 to 1230 and encodes 409 amino acids. The record is from RefSeq and is a predicted model, not a curated record. Gene Ontology annotation, molecular function: carbohydrate derivative binding.